AGAUACCAUUGUUAUGAUCCCUUUUAUAAAGGAACCUGCCUGGCUUCUCCCAGUGCAGAGUUGAGAGCAAAUCCAGAGCUUCUUCCAAGAUGCUACUGAUCCUGCUCUCAGUGGCCUUGCUGGCCCUGAGCUCAGUUCAAGGCUCAGAUUCUGAAAGCAGCAGUGAAGAGUCUCGGAGAGCCGUAUUAGAUAGAAGCAGCUCAGACUCAAGCUCAGAUGAAGAUUUUUUCAUACGACAUCAUGGAAAACACAGAGAACGCAGAGGAUCACCACCUUCUCCUAAUGAUGAAAACGAAGAUGAGGAAGCUCCACCAGGGCCACCUCCACCAGGGCCACCUCCAUCAAGUGAUGAACCUCAGCCAAAUCCACCCCCACCAGAGGAGCAACCUGAGCAGAGUCCAGAUGAAGAUUCACCAUCCGAGUAAUCUGAAAGUCAUUAACAGAGCAUGAGUAUGAAGAUAGCAGUCCUUCAGAAAGCCAUGACAUUGGAAGAAGGCACUCUGUCUUCAAUUUACCAAUAAAAUAAUCAGCAUC
This is a messenger RNA of Bubalus bubalis (water buffalo), 534 nucleotides long. Its product is annotated as salivary acidic proline-rich phosphoprotein 1/2. The record is from RefSeq and is a predicted model, not a curated record. The transcript is spliced from 4 exons. Bases 90 to 425 code for a protein of 111 amino acids. NCBI's taxonomy places the organism in Eukaryota, Metazoa, Chordata, Mammalia, Artiodactyla, Bovidae.